UCUGAUCCGGGUCCAGGGAGGGGUCUGGGCCGGGGCAGCCCCGUCAGGGCCCGGCGUCCUCCGUCGCCCCGGAGCCCCGUUUCCCCCGGGCUGUUCGCUCAGGUCGCUGGAGCUGCUGUUUCCUCCGGGCGCCACCAUCCCCUCCUCACCGUCCCCGUCCUCCGUGGGAUUUGCCCCGGGGGCUUUUAGCCUCGUCUGGAGGCGUUGUUUGGGUUGUUACAAAUCGGGACUCCUGGCACCUGGAGGGCGGAGGCCGGGGAUGCUGCUCCGCAUCCUCCACGGCACAGGACGGCCCACGACGCAGAAUUCUCUGGCCCAAAUGUCAGCAGUGCCGAGGGUGGGAAACCCUGCCCCAGGGCCUUAGACUCUCCCGAGCCCUGAACGAACUGUGGAAACUGUUCACAAGUCAGCCGAGUCACUUACAGGGCCCCUAAGUGACAAGCUUGUUUCAAGGGUCUGGAGACACCAAAAACUCUCUGUCAAGCCUAGUGAGACAAGAAAAGCAUCCAUGGAGCUCAGGUUUGAGUUGAAACCAGGCUCAAGGUCCGCCUGUCCUCGCUGAUCGUGGAUUUCUGUGUGAGCAGUGCUUUUGGAGUUCAGGAGUGGCUUCGCUGGAAGGUUCUGGCUCAGGACAUUGAUGAGGUUGCAGGAGGAUAUCUGCUGGGACUGCAGUCAUCUGAAGGCUCGACUGGUGCUGAAGGACUCACCUCCAAGAGCCCUGUCCUGAGUGCUCCGUGGGGACGAGAGGAGGAGUGUCCUGGUUCUCCACUGCCCUGUUGGUCAGGAAGACUUAGCGCCUUCAUCACAGGAUGGCGGCAAUGGUUCUGUCCCCCACUUGUGCUCAGUCUCCCCUGUACCCAGCCUCUCCUCAAAAAGGAUGCACAGAGGAGGAAGGGUUCGUUCGUGGCUUCCUGACAAGCUGGUUACCGGACUUGGUGACCUUGGAGGACGUGGCCGUGGAGUUCACUCCGGAUGAGUGGGCAUUGCUGGACCCUUCGCAGAGAACCCUGUACAGGGACGUGAUGCUGGAGAACUGCAGGAACCUCGCAUCGCUUGGGUAUCAUGUUGAUAAACCCAGUCUGAUCUCCCAGUUGGAGCAAGAAGAUAAAGUGAUGGCAGAGGAGAGAGGAAUUCUCCCAGGCACCUGUCCAGAUUUGGAGACUGUACUUAAGGCCAAAUGGUUAACUCCUAAGAAGCGUGUUUUCAGAAAAGAACAUCCUAAUGGUGUAAAAGCGGGGAGAAGUCAUCUUGGAGUGAAACUCAAUGAGUGUAAUCAGUGUUUUAAAGUCUUCAGCACGAAAUCUAACCUUACGCAGCACAAGAGAAUUCAUACUGGAGAAAAACCCUAUGACUGUAAUCAAUGUGGCAAAUCCUUCAGCAGUAGAUCUUACCUUACUAUUCAUAAGAGAAUACAUAAUGGGGAGAAGCCCUAUGAAUGCAAUGACUGUGGGAAGGCCUUCAAUGAUCCCUCAUCCCUUAGAUUGCAUGUGAGAAUUCACACUGGAGAAAAACCCUAUGAGUGUAACCAGUGUUUUCACGUCUUCCGCACUAGUUGUAACCUCAAAAGCCACAAGAGAAUUCAUACAAGAGAGAAUCACCAUGAAUGUAAUCAGUGUGGAAAGGCCUUCAGCACAAGGUCCUCCCUUACGGGGCACAAUAGUAUUCACACAGGGGAGAAGCCUUAUGAAUGUCAUGAUUGUGGGAAAACCUUUAGGAAGAGCUCAUAUCUGACACAGCAUAUGAGAACUCAUACUGGAGAAAAACCCUAUGAGUGUAAUCAGUGUGGAAAAUCCUUCAGCAGUAGCUUUUCUCUUACUGUGCACAAGAGAAUUCAUACUGGGGAGAAACCCUAUGAAUGCAGUAACUGUGGGAAAGCUUUUAAUAAUCUCUCAGCUGUUAAGAAACACGUAAGAACUCACACUGGAGAAAAACCGUAUGAAUGUAAUCAUUGUGGGAAAUCUUUCACCACUAACUCUUACCUUUCUGUGCAUAAGAGAAUACAUAAUAGGUGGAUAUGAAUACAAUCGUGUGUGAUGUUUUUGCUGUAAUCAUCUUUGUUGUAAACAUAUUUGCUGUAAGUAUUUUCGCUGCAUAACUAAUUGGCUGUAAGGCAAUUUUGCCAUAAAAGAUAAAAUAACUGGUUGACAGUUUGGUUUCAUUUUUGGUAAUUUGGUAAUGCCAAGUUUAUAUGUAAGAUAUAUAUAGAUAUCUACCUAAAACUGAAUGCAAUAACUGGGAAAGCCCUUAUCGAUAUCCUAUCCCUCAGACAGCUUGUGGUAACUCACACUAUGUGUACAAGUUAUCUGUUGCUGCAUAACAGAUAUCUAUAUAUAUCUUAGAAGGAGACAAAUCAACAGGCAAACAGAAAUAUGCAUAAUCCUAUGAACGAAAGCCUUGGAGGACAAAUGCUUACCAAUCCACAAAAUUAAAUCAGUUGUUUGUGCAGUAUUGCCAUGAAGCUACUACACCAUAGUUUGUUCUCCUUGUUCAGCAUCGCACUUUCUUUUUUGCUAAAAUUUCUUCUUUCCUUAAGAGUGGUAUCAGUUUCCAAAUACUAGGUUGCAUAUUUGUGAUUGAGUUUUGCAUUGUGUUGUGAAAUGCAGUAUUGUCACAUAGCCAUUCAUAGACAUUCCAAAGUUCUAUAGGAAAUGUAGGAGGGACGACUAUGUUUACUGAAGGAUUUGCAAACUGAUAUUUUUUACUAUAGUAUGGAAUCUGGCUUUACACUCUCUUAUUUGUCCCUUUAUUUGUAUCUUUACACUUAAAUGUCUUAUUUUUCCACCAGUUAUUUCAUCUUUUAUGGCAAAAUUGCCUUACCGCCAAUUAGUUAUGCCGUGAAAAUGUUUGUGGCAAAGAUGUUUACGGGGAAGAUGCUUACAGUGAAACUACCUAGAACUGAAUACAGUAACUGGGAAAGCACUUACUGAUAUCUUAUCCUUCAGCCAGCUUGUGGUAACUUACACUAGGUGUAGAAGUUAUCUGUUGCUGCAUAACAGAUUUCCCUCCAAAAAUAGUGGCUUCAAACAACAUACAUUUCUUAUCUCACAAUUUCUGUUAGGUCAGGAAUUCAGAAACAGCUUAGCUAUGUAGUUCUGGCUCAGGGUCUCUCAUGAGGUUGCAGUCAAGGUGUCAGCUGGAGCUACCGUCACCUGAGUCUUUAUUGCUGAAGAGUCCACUCACAAAAUGGCUCACACAUGGCUGGCAAGUUAGUGUUGGUUGUUGGGAGGGAAGCUUCAUUUCCUUACCAUGUAGUGCUCUCCACAGGGCUAAGUAUCUUUAUGGUGUAGCAGCAGGUUCUCCUCAAAACAUUUGGUCUGAGGAAGAGCUAAUGCAGAAGCCACAUUGUCUUUUAUGACCUAGUCUCAGAAGGACAUGUUACCACUUCUUCCAUUAUUGUAUUGGUCACACAGGCCAAUCCUGAUACAAUGUGGGAAGAAACUACCCAAGGUAUACCCAGGGGCAGAAAUCAUUGGAAACCAUAUGAGAAGCUUGCCAUGAAAUCACUAAAGAAAGGCAUACCCCUAUCCUUUCAAUCUAUUCGAUGAGAAGUAGCAUUCAGUAACUCUCAUGUUAAUUCCCUCUGGAGAGAAACCUCAUGAGUGCAGUCUUCAUGGUAAGCCUUCAGUUCAGACACACCCCAACGUGCAUGAAAGAUUAUGUAUCGAGGAGAAACCCAAGGGAUGCAGUAGCUAUAGGAGAGCCUUCAGCAAUAUCUCCAGGGAGUCACAUGACAAUUCACACUACGGGGAAAACCUUAUCAAUAUCAUCAGAAUGCAGAAGCCUUCGGGACAUUUAUCCCUUAGAACACGCAUGAGAAAUCACUACAGGGGAACACUCGUGUAAGGAAGGUGGAAAACCCUACAGCACAAGCGUUCAAAUUACUGAGGAAAAGAAGGUGAGAUAUUCUGAAUGCAAUUACCAUGGGAAGGCCUGGUAUUUCCUCUCAAUUUUAAGAGACAUGAGUAUUCUGGAGAGAAGGUCCCAUUGAAUGUCAUCAGUAUUGGAAAACCUUUCAUUGCGAAGGCAUCAUUCACUGCAGAGAAACUUGUGACUAUAAAGAAUGAGGGAAUGCCUUUACUGAUACCCCUUACAUUAAGAAAAAUAUGAAGUUCUCUCUUAAUGCAAAACCUGUGAGUGUGUGAAUUUUGGAAAAUCUUUCAGUGACUCCUGUUACCGUUGACUCCUGGGAACUUAGACUGAAGGGGAAUCCUAGGAACAUAGUCAAUAUGGGCAUGCCUCAGCCUCGGCUCUUCACGGAGUGGCCACAAAAUAAACUGGGGAUGAAAAGGGUAGACAUUAUGAGUUGGGAUUACCUUUAGUGGUGUCUAAUCCUUAGGUUGGACCACUAGCUCAUUAAUUUUCAGUCUUUUUGUUUUAGUAAAUGCAUUUGUCAAUAGCUAUACCCUGAAAUAAACCUUAAUUAUGUUACAUAGAUUUGUAUUUAAUUUGUUUAUCAUUUACUCUUUAAAAAUAUCAGUACACUGCAUAUUCAAAAAGGUA
Molecule: messenger RNA, 4500 nt
Organism: Equus caballus (horse)
Lineage: Eukaryota; Metazoa; Chordata; Mammalia; Perissodactyla; Equidae
Source: RefSeq, a predicted model, not a curated record